Molecule: messenger RNA, 3362 nt
Organism: Paramuricea clavata
Lineage: Eukaryota; Metazoa; Cnidaria; Anthozoa; Malacalcyonacea; Plexauridae
Source: the annotation of a GenBank genome assembly
AUGGCGUCGGACAGACUGAUUCUGGGUCAAGUUGGAUCUUUGUUUAAUGAUCAGUUGACAAGCGAUAUACAGUUCAAUUGUACCAAUGAUUUGUCAAGCAAGUCCGUAUUGUUCUUUGUACAUAAAAAUAUUCUUGCGGCUGGCAGUGAUGUGUUUCGUACAAUGUUUUACGGAAAGCUACCGCAAAAAAAUCCAGUUGAUUUACCCGACGCAGACGAGGAGAGUCUGCACGAUUUUCUGCUGUUUUUUUACACAGGCAAGUGUAGUUUAACUACAGAAAAUGUCGUAUGUAUAUUAUACUUAGCGAGGAAAUAUAUUGUACCUUUUCUCGCUAAGAAAUGUUUUGAUUACCUCGACGCCAACUUCAAACUGGAGAAUGUUUUCGUACUUUUACAGUUAGCCUUUCAUUUUGAAGGAAAUGAACUUGAAAAAAAAUGCUGGCAGUUCAUAGAUAAGAAUACUAAGGAAGCUAUCGCUACCGAAGGAUUUUCUGAGAUUAAUCAAGCAACAUUACUACAGUUAGUGAAACGAGAACCGUUAAACAUUGAUGAAGUUACUCUCUACAAAGCAAUUGUUAAUUGGAGUGAGGCAGAGUGCCUACGAAAAGAAAUGAAAGUAAAUGAUAAAAAUAAACGGGAUGUCAUGGGUAACAUAAUCUACCACAUUCGUUUUGCUUCGAUGAGCCAUAGUGAGUUCACUUUGAAUGUUUCGGAGGAAUCGGCAAUACUUACACAAGCCGAAAAGAUUUUCUUCCAUGAUCAUUUCGGUGGAGCAAAUAAAAAAUCAAAAGUGUGGAAUAUGUCGCGAAGAGACAAAGAGAGAGACUUGUUAUGUAGAUGGGGUCAUGUGGCAGCUUUAAGAAGGUUAGUUGUGAUUGGCUGAAUGGUAUUUGUUCUAUUUUUGUAAGGUUUACAGCUGACAGUUAAAGCAGUGAAGAAUGUGGUAUCUUACUCUACUCAAGGGGUAGAGCUAUCCAGUAUAAAUAAAGUUAGUUUAAUUAAGACUUAAUCAAUAAGAGAUGAUGCUUACAGGACCUCUAAGAAAAACAAUUUAGAACUGAUAGAACUAUCCAGUAUAAAAGAAGUUAGUUUAGUUUAGGUUUCUUUCUGGAGUAAAACUGGACAAAAAUAGAUGAUCUUCACUGGACAUCUACGAAGAACAGUUUAGAACUGAUAUAGCCUGCUCACAGACACCAAGCGAUGAAAUACUACCAUCUGCUUACCCGAGCGCCAAACUGAAUUCUGUUACGUCGACCAAUCAGAAUUUACCUUCUAAAUUCUGGAAAUUAAGUGACGUCAGUUGAUUUAGGAGCGGAAUAAAUAUAAAUAUAUAUUUUGAAAGCAGUCAUCGGUUGAAUUUUGGUCAAAAUUGCACAUACAUUGAAUUUAAAGAUACUGAUACUUGUCCAGGUAAUAAAAUGCACCAUUAAUGAUCAGAUUUGGAUAUUAAAGAUGUUCGGUUAUAUUUAAAACAUGGACAGGAUUGGCAUAUUUAUACUGUAUGAAUCUUAGCCAGACAACAUCAAAUGCUGAAUAUAUUUCGCUGAAAUUUUAACGGUUUAUCUAUACAACAGAACUCGGAAGACAGAAAAUUUUAUAUAGUACUGUGGCUUAGAAAGCGAAAUAUUAGCUUCAAAGUAAACUAAUUUGCUGUUUGAGCAACCACUUCUGAAUGUAAACUGUAAACACAACACAAACCCGAGAAACUUGUAUUAAAAUUGCGGCGUGAUGAAUUUUCCAAUUUGCCCAAACUUCGAAACGUUUAUACUCUAACUUGGCUAUACUUUUCUACAUGACAAUGAGAGCUUAAUCUUUUAGAAGUUUUCGUCGAAGUCAUGGCAUAUAGGAAGUAUCAAGAACAACAAUCCUGAUAUACUCGAGUUUCCCGAUUGAUUGUUUGUCAUUGUUAACAAAAAUUUUAAUUUCGCCUACUGCAUUGCUUUAGCACUUCAUAUACACCGAUUGUUUGCUGAACAUGCGAGAAGAUGAUCACAAUAUUAUUCUACGUAAACAUCGUGAAGUUCAACGCUAUAGUUUCCAAAAUAUAUCCACGCAAGUAAACAAGUUUCAACCCAAACAAUAUAUUCCUAUGCAUGUGCAAGGGCUUUCCCCAGUAGCUAAUCUCUCAAUGAGCGGCUUCCAAUUGGCUCUAACUUUUUUGAACACUGCCAGAUGAUUGGCUCCUAAAACAAAGGGAAUUGAAUAUGCAGCUCGGGUAAGCAGACGUUUAUAGUAUUUCGUCGCUUGGCGUAAGAACUACAACGUCUGUGAGCAGGCUAGAACUGAUAGAGCUAUCCAGUAUAAAUAAAGUUAGUUUAGUUUACGUUUUCUCCUGUAGUAACACUGGAUCAAUAAGAGAUGAUCCUUACUGGACCUCUAGGAAGAACAGUUUAGAACUGAUUGAACUAUCCAGUAUAAAUAAAGUUAGUUUAGUUUAGGUUUCCUGCUGUAGUAACACUGGAUCAAUAAGAGAUGGUCCUUACUGGACCUCUAGGGAGAACAGUUUAGAACUGGUAGAGGUAUUCAAUAUAGAUAAAGUUAGUUUAGUUUAGGUUUCCUCCUGGAAUAUCACUGGAUCAAUAAGAGAUGAUUCUUACUGGACCUCUUGGGAGAACAGUUUAGAAGUGAUAAAGCUAUCCAGUAUAAAUAAAGUUAGUUUAGUUCAUUAGUUUUAUGUAAAUGAUAAUGUUAUCGCAUGAUUUCAGAACAAUGUGGUUCUUGCUCGGCGUUCAGUACUAGAGGAUCUUUAGAGGGGCAGCAUUUUAAUUAAGAAAACAGGAAAGUUGGUUUCACCCAGUGAACAAAAUCUUGUCGACUGUUCUAGAAGCUAUGGCAACCAUGGGCGUACGGGAAGGAAAAAAUUGCUUGUUUUAAAAAUUUGUUUUAUUAACAACAACAACAGUACAAGCAAACGAACAAGAAAAACAACAUGCAAGCAACCCCCAAAUCAACAAAUAAAAAGAAAUUUAAAAUAUUAGAUGUAAUUAUAGAACACUAAGUUCAGUUUGCGAUGUUUCUUAAUGCCGACAACAGAUACCAGAAAUACAGAACUUUGUUGAAUUUCUUUUUUGAGUGUAUAUCCACACCGUGCAGUCUGAAAAGUUGGUACCACGGUGGGAAAAGAACACGCGACCUUUUGGAUACCAGUCCAAUGCUCUGCCAACUGAGCUGCAUGCGAGGUCAAGUCGGUUCGAGUGUGUGGUAUUUCGGAACUAAGUCUAGAACCUUCGAUACCAAUGUGUUCUUAUGAUCAUGAUAUUUUGUGUGUGUGUUUUGAUGUUAUGUUAAAUAUUUCCCAGGUCACACAGACAUCCAGAAAGGUUCCGAGUCUCAGCUUCAAGAUGCGACAGCAGUGGCCAUUGA